Messenger RNA from Ectocarpus siliculosus, 3666 nucleotides. The record is from the annotation of a GenBank genome assembly. Lineage: Eukaryota; Phaeophyceae; Ectocarpales; Ectocarpaceae.
AUGAAUAAGCUUUUGCUUCGCGGUGGCCUUGUCCGGGCAACAACGCGGAGUUCGGGCUCUUCCUUUGUCCAGUCGGCUGUGCGGCGUCACUCAUCCGCUGAGGAAGUGGCUCGGGAACACGCCGACCACGACGAUGACGUCGUAGGGAGGAGGCACGCCAUCAACACGACCACCACCUCAGGCAGCCCCGAUGCAUCGCCUCGGCAGGUUGACCGCUCCAGGGAAUACCGUGGGAAUGGCGCGGCGCCACCUGCGUGGUCCAGUUUGGCAGCCGCAAAUUCCCAGAGGAGGACCGCCGCCGACGGCAGCACCAGUAGAACGGAGGUGCGACCAAGCUCGUGGGGCCUCUCGCGAGAUCCCGAGAGAGCAGGUGCCGCUGCUGCUGUGUCAGCCCCUGCCAUGACCCGGGGCGCUCUGAACGGCAGCAGACCUCCGGCUUCGUUGAGGGUGAACGGAAAUGUUGCGCCCGGGGCGUCUGGCAACGGGAGUCAGGCCGUCGUUACGCGCAACGCUGCUCCCCAACAGAACAACAACAACAAUGCCAACAGCAGGGGGCCGGCGCGCAACCCGUGGGACAUCAAGCUCUCGCUCGAGCCAAAGUCUUACGGCGAUGCAGGGGGCAGCAGCAUUGCUAGGCUGGGCCAUCCGAGCGGGGUGGAGGCGAAAACAAAUGGCGCCGGUGGUGGUGUGAGGUCGGACCAUCUGAGACCUUUUCUGAACGGCGCCUCCUCCAGCUACUCCGACAACAAGGUAUCACCUCCAAACGCUUCAGCGCCAGCAAGCCGGAUGGCCAUGAGCUUGAAUGGGGACAGCGAGGCGCGCCGCAGGCCUCCAAUCCAUGGGCGAUCAGAGCAGCGGCGUUUGGCAGCCGCGCAAGAGAAAAGAGCGGCGGAGGUGGCGGCACAGGCGAGCUCGCUGCCCUGGAACUUGCCGGUGGCGAGGGAGGAGAGCAGCUCGGGUAUGCAGGAGCAGCGGGAGGCCCUGGACAAGAUGAUGGGAGGGGGAAGAUAUGGUGGGUCACACGCGGCACACCGAGGGUUGCAGGGAGCUUCAAGGAAGAAGAACGACGUCAAGGUCGUUCCCAAAGAAGUCCAGAUUCCCGCUGUAGCGGUGACUGUGCGUGAGCUGGCCGUGGCCAUGUCGAAGAAAGCUCGCGAGGUGGUUUCCAUGCUGAGGCAGAUGGGAGAGAGCAACGUGUCGCCGUCGUUCAUGGUGGAACCCGACAUCGCGCAGAUGGUAGCCAAGGAGUUUGGGCUGCGCACCAAGCUUCUCAAGCUCAGAGAUAGCGAGCUCGGCCGGACAAGGGUAACGGAAGAGACUUUCGACAGCCUCGAGCCCCGACCUCCGGUGGUGAGCGUGAUGGGGCACGUGGACCACGGGAAGACGACUCUGCUAGACGCUCUCCGAACGUCCAAGGCUAAGGUCGCCGGCACGGAGGCCGCGGGCAUCACUCAGAAGAUCGGAGCCUUCUCGGUGGAGGUGAAGGACUCGUCGGUGACGUUCUUCGAUACUCCGGGGCACGCCGCGUUCAAGUCGAUGCGCCACGCGACGUCAAGGCUAACGGACAUCGUGGUCGUCGUCAUCGCUGCGGAUGACGGGGUCAAGUCUCAGACUGUCGAGGUGUUCGAUUUGCUGAAGGAGUUUCCCAACUUGGCGCCCGUAGUGGCCGUCACGAAGAUCGAUCAGUACGACGUGGACACGGAGAAGGCGGUGGACAGGAUAUCCCGGCAGCUGCUGGAGCACAGCAUUCUCACAGAGGGCUACGGGGGAGAGGUGCCAAUAGUGCCGGUGUCGGCUGUGACCCGAGAAGGGUUCGAUGACUUGCUGGAGACGCUGCUGUUGCAAGCAGAGGUCCUGGAACUUCGAGCAGACAACAAGGCGGCAGCGGAAGGGCUGGUGGUGGACAGUGCUAUCGUGAAGGGGCAGGGGGGGGUGGCCGAUGUUCUCGUGACGUGGGGAAAGCUCAAGCCGAAGGAUGUUGUAGUAGCAGGGACGGAAUACGGCAAAGUACGGGGGUUGAUCAGCAGCGGUGGUAAGCGCAUGAAGGAGGCGGGAGCGGCGGAACCCGUUCGAAUCGUGGGGAUGAAGGGGCUGCCAAAGAUGGGAGACGAGGUGGUGGUGGUGGCUUCGGAGUCGGAGGCGCGCGCUGUCAUAGCGCAGCGUAUUAAGCAGCAAGAGGUCAAGGAACUCGAAAAGCAGGCUGAGAAGCUAGGCAGCAAGCGGUUAAGCGAGCAGGCUACGAAGCGGCUCAAGGACCUGGCAACGGCGGCGAUCAGAAGACGAGAGAAGGCCUUGUACGACGCCAGGGCGGCUGCGCGGGUGAUGAAGAGCCGACGGGACGAGUCAUCCAAGGCCGCGGCCAAGGCGGCAGAGGAAUUUGCCGCCAGGGCCAUGAGCUACGCCGAAGAGGCGAUCCGAAGAUCGGAGGCACAGCAAGAGGACCAGGAUGACGGCCCGACGAAGUGCUUCGCCAUCUUUAAGGCCGAGGGCUUCGGGAUGCUGGAGGCUAUGUCGCAGGUGAUGACCGAGGUCCCACAAGAGGAGGUGGAGCUGAGUCUUCUCAAGACCGGUCUGGGUUCAGUGACGCAGUCCGACGUAGAAGCUGCAGCUCUCGCAGAGGCUUCUAUCUUCGCCUUCAAUGUCGGAGGCGUCCCGGCGGACGUAAAGGCGAAGGCCCAAAAGGAGGGCGUACAGAUUCACAGCCACGACGUGAUCUACCGAUUCCUGGACGACAUUAAGGCAGUCAUGUCCAGCCUUUUGCCCCCAGCCUUCGAGGAGACCGUGAUCGGCGAAGCCAAAACCCUGCAGGUUUUCGAGACCACAGGCAAGAACAAGGAGACCGUUUCGGUCGCCGGCCUCGCAGUGUCCUCCGGUAAACUUAGCCGAGCCCACUACUUCAGGGUGAUGAGGGACGAGGAGGUGGUGGCGGAUCGAGUCAAGGCAGCCUCCAUGAGGCGCCACAAGGAUCGGGUCAAUGAGGUCACCAAGGACAAGGAGUGCGGCGUGGCUCUGGAGGACUUCGACGCCUUCAAGGAGGGAGACGUGGUGCAGUGUUACUCGCUCGAAGAGAUUAAGCGCACCCUGUGACGUGUGCCGGACCCAUCACAUCACAUCACAUCAGUCGCUUUAUUCUUGGCCGGCCCCUCCGACAGACAGACCCUCUCCCGGACAAAACGGACGGGGCGUGGUCUAUCUUUGACAAAGUCUAUUUAGUUGUAUUUUUUGUUGCCUCAUGACAAGCUCUGAAAAACUUGGGGGCCUUGCGGGGUGGGUAGCGCCUGGCGUUCUUCGAUGGCUGGGGCCGUCUUGGUGUUCACGCUUGGGUUCCUUGUCAAGGGUUUAGUUGUGCUCAAUUUAUUGGUUUCGUUCGUGGCACGCCUUGCAGUUUUUUUUUUUUUCCGUGUGAGGUGUAUGCUACAGUUUUUGCAAUUUGUUUACGUUCUUGAUGGGAUUAGGAUUUGAAGCAGCCCAGAGUACACCGGAAGCGUUAUUUGUUCUGGACGGACGGGCAUAACUCGUGAGUUCUCUCGUAGAGUACGGGUUGUUAUGAAAAGUUGCAGGACUUGGAGUUAUGCUGAUACCACACUGUUGUUUCGGGUGCUUGGGUGCGUUGCGGGGAAAAAACAGAACAAACGAUGCCGGGAAUGCCAUGUUUUGUGCAUUUUG